Molecule: messenger RNA, 2005 nt
Organism: Tripterygium wilfordii
Lineage: Eukaryota; Viridiplantae; Streptophyta; Magnoliopsida; Celastrales; Celastraceae
Product: squamosa promoter-binding-like protein 2
Exons: 7
Coding region: 338-1735 (465 amino acids)
Cellular component (GO): nucleus
Molecular function (GO): DNA binding
Source: RefSeq, a predicted model, not a curated record
ACAGUAGUACUAUCACUGACGAGAGAUCCUUCUGAGACCAGCCAAAAAAGCAAGGCUGUAAAAAAAAGUGUACAAGUGGUGCAUUCCACAUGUCGCUUUCCUUGCGACUUGAUUGAAGAAAUCCACAAAUUUUUCUCUGCAAAUCCUCCGCAGUCGCAUCUCAUUUAUGCAGCAAACCCAGAUUCCAUUUUCUCUCCGAUUUCAUGGCACUGACCUGACCAGUCAGAGAGAGUGGAAAGGGUAAACGGCGGUGAGAGAGGAUGGUGUUUUCUAGCUAAUCUUGGAUCUGAUGUCUGGUUGCUGCUCUUCUAGUUAAAGAAGUGUGUUGAUUAGUCUUAUGUGUUAUGUCCUAAUGGAGUGGAACACAAAGCCUCCAUUACACUGGGACUUGGACAGCUUAAUUAUGUUCAAUACGGCAGCAAAUGGAAGUCCUAAAAAAUUACAACCAACAGUCUGGGAUUUUGAUGGUGAGGUGGGAAUUGAAUCCGGGUCUAUCUACUCAUCUGGUGGAGGUGAUGGUAGCGGUGUUUCUGGCUCAGAUCUGGGACUUGCUUCUUUGUCAAAGAGCUCGAAGUCCGGAUCCAUUGAUUCUUCUCCAACAGUGGAAAUGAAAACAUCCACAGUUACUUUGGAGGCAAAUCAAGGUACUACAGAAGAGUUUACUACCACAAAAGAACUUGCUCAGGCCAGGCCAUCUGGUACUUCUCCAGUGCUUGAGGCUUCAGUUGGUUCAGGUGAGCCAUUCCUCAGUUUAAAGCUUGGGAAACAAACGUACUUUGAAGAUAGUUGUGCGGGGAGCAAUACUAAGACGUCAUCUUUAUCUGUGAUUCCCGUGUCAUCUGUUGCUACGGCAAAGAGGCUGAAGUCCAAUUUUCAGAAUACUCAAGUUCCACGCUGCCAAGUUGAAGGCUGUAACCUUGACCUCACAUCAGCAAAGGAUUACCAUCGUAAACAUAGAGUUUGUGAAAGUCAUUCGAAGUUCCCAAAGGUCAUUGUAAAUGGUCUGGAACGCCGCUUCUGCCAGCAGUGUAGCAGGUUCCAUGGUCUAGCAGAGUUUGACAAGAAGAAGCGAAGUUGUCGUAGGCGACUUACUGAUCACAAUGCUAGACGACGCAAGCCACAACCAGAAUCAGUACAUUUAAAUGCUGCAAGGCUGCCUUCGUCUUUAUAUGAUGAUAAGCAGCAGACAAGUCUUAUUUGGAACAGAAGCCCACUUGGUUACACAAAGCCCGAUGCAAGUUUUACAUGGGGAGGCACGUGCAGCAACAAUGUCAUACAAACGAAGGAUUACAUAUCAAAGCCUAUAAAAGUAGGAGACAUCAAUGGGCAGCUCCGCCAUGAUUCCAAUGGGUUCGUGCCACCCAAGGCCAAGGGCACCAUAGCUCAGGUUCUCAACCAAGGCAUAGAAGAACCCAGGAUCGCCUCCAAUGUGGACGCAACACAGGAUUUUCAUCGUGCUCUCUCUCUUCUGUCAAGUGAUUCUUGGGGUUCAUGCCAGCCUAAGUCCUCUUCCUUCGAACUUCCCGUGCACACACACCAUGCCAACAUGCCUCAGACAGCAGUGCAUAUGAUUCCCCAAGGCCUGCAACUUCCUUUGUCAGAUUGCUGGCGGAGUGAGCAACACUCGAGCAAUUCCCGAGUUCAUUAUUUGGCUUCUUCAGCUAAUGAUGGCAGCAAUUUUAGUCAAGGAUUCCAGCUGUAUGGGAGUGGGUUCUAUUCUAACCAGUUGAACUGACUUGUCAAAACAGGUCAACCAAGCCAGAUAGAUUCACCUGCCAAUGAGAUUCUUCCAUGUCCAACAACUUCCUGAUUCUAGAGGAUGCUUCGAGUACCAAGUCUCGAAGAUUCGGUUUUUACUGUUACUCAUUGUAUUAAACGAUCUUUAUGUUUUUGUACUUUGACUAAGCUUUGUGUAUCAACAAAAUUGGGUAGCAGAUUACAUUACAUUACAGUGGCCGAUAUGUGAUUUAACUGGUUCAUUUAUCGCAAGCUGGUUUAAGUUUUA